Messenger RNA from Xiphias gladius (swordfish), 720 nucleotides. It is a transcript of the gene cimap1d, whose product is annotated as outer dense fiber of sperm tails 3-like 2b. The coding region runs from base 1 to 720 and encodes 239 amino acids. NCBI's taxonomy places the organism in Eukaryota, Metazoa, Chordata, Actinopteri, Istiophoriformes, Xiphiidae. The transcript has 4 exons. Gene Ontology annotation, cellular component: cytoskeleton. The record is from RefSeq and is a predicted model, not a curated record.
AUGACAGGGCCAGGUCCUGGUCGCUAUGGGCUUCCUCCAACCAUUGGCUUUAUUGGUCAUGACUUCACCAAGCCAACAAGCCCUGCCUAUUCUUUCCAUGGCAGGAUGAGUGACAAUAUAUAUUGUGUUGACUCCAGUCCAGGGCCUCAGUACCACGUUGAUGCAAAAAUCACUCGCUUUGGAAAGGAUGGCACACCCGCAUACUCCAUGUUGGGCAGAAAGAAAGCACAGAAGGAGCUAUUCCAAACACCUGGACCAGGUGCAUACAGCCCUGAAAAAGCCCCACCAUGCAACCUUCAGCGCAGACCCCCAUGCUACACAAUGGGCUCUCGCACACACUACCGCAGCAUCGACUCAGUGCCUGCUCCUAAUAAGUACUGUCUCCCUCCCCUCAUGGGCCCUCAAGUCCCAAACAAACCAGCCAGUGCAAGCUACACAAUAUCAGGUAGUUACAGCACAGGUGGACCAUCUGUGGAUUUAGCCAAGACACCUGGACCUUGCAGAUACAACAGUACGGACCCAGGUGUAUAUUUAUCCCGACAGCCAGCAUUUUCCAUGCUGGGACGACACAGCUUACCCAGAGAUGCCACCAACAAACCUGGUCCUGGAACUUACAAUCCAGAGAGAGUGACAGCUCACAAGGCCCGGGCCCCCGCCUUCUCUCUGGGCAUCAGACACUCAGAAUUUGUCACCCCACUAGUUGUCAGUGUUUCUGACUGA